AUGGAGACGCCGCCAAAGCAAGCACCCGACCAUUUCGUCGGUACAGAGCCGUGGGACCUGUACCUCGACGAAAAGGCUAUUCACAACAAGGAAGAAGGGUUUCAAUCUCACCUUCCUGCGAUAAUCCAGGCUCUCCUCUCUUCAAAACAAGGGGAAGCUGUUGAUGCAGCGAAACGAGCUGCAGAGCUCAUCCGGUCAGACUAUAUGGAGCUGUAUCUCCCUUCGAUCCCCAUGGAAAGGGUUCAAGAUGACAAGAGCAUGGGCAGUUAUCUGAGCAGCUUCUAUGAGCUCAUUCUGGGUGCUGCCAAGCUGGUCAACUACGAAGACUACCAGCAAGACCUACUGGUUCUCCUAUUACAGGAACUGCGGAAGACGAGUAAACCAGUCCAAUUCACAAUCUCGGGGAGGACUCAUACGGCUUUUUUUGACGACCCCUUCUUCGGCAGUACCACGAAGGACAGAUGGAAUGGAUUUAUCCCGGAGGAUCCACCGACUAUCAAAGACUACGAGACACAACAAGUCUUGCAGGCGCAAUGCGAUAUCUGGGUCGACUUUUCUGCUUUCCUUGCAAGAUGUACCGCCGCCGGACUCUACGAUCACUAUGAGGAUGGCUUCAAAUACCCAUGCACGGAUGUUCCUCUCGGCCUGGAAAAGGAUCCAGCUGCGCAACCUCUUGUCACAGGAACCAGGGUCCUGGUAGCUGCUCUCUGGAUCACCCAUGCGGCGGGUAGGAUCCGCCAAAGUCUCGCCGAUGUCAAUAUUGACAAAUGGAACCCCCAGAAAUGGGAUACUUGGCGGGCAAGGUUGCUCGAUAUUAAGCUCAAGGGCAUCCCGAACCUUGAAGUCGAGGAGGAGGGAAAGGUCUAUGAUCAGGUCUGCAGCGCACUGUAUGCCAUGGAUCACGUAGAUGCGGGAUAUUCGGAGCUAAAUCUAUAA
Messenger RNA from Colletotrichum truncatum, 936 nucleotides. The record is from RefSeq and is a predicted model, not a curated record. NCBI's taxonomy places the organism in Eukaryota, Fungi, Ascomycota, Sordariomycetes, Glomerellales, Glomerellaceae.